Molecule: messenger RNA, 5954 nt
Organism: Quercus robur (English oak)
Lineage: Eukaryota; Viridiplantae; Streptophyta; Magnoliopsida; Fagales; Fagaceae
Product: increased DNA methylation 1
Exons: 10
Coding region: 774-5900 (1708 amino acids)
Molecular function (GO): acyltransferase activity, transferring groups other than amino-acyl groups
Source: RefSeq, a predicted model, not a curated record
ACAAGUAGACAACGCAAAGUGGUUUAGGGAAAAGCAGAAAUAAUGACGUAACACUCACAUGGGGAGAGAGAUGCUGGCAUGGGACUGGGAGAACACUAUUCGGGUUUCCCAAAGCCCUCUUUACUGUUACUGUUUGGCUGAGCUGAGAUGAUGAGGCCAAAUCCAAAGCCAAAGCCAAAGGAAACCCCUUUUUCUGCUUCCUCCAAACAUUCUCUCACCUCUCUCAACAGCAACAACAAUACUCCCUAAGCUUUGCUGCUUCUUCAAUCUUUCAACCCUAAGACUAAGAUCUUUCAUUGCAUGUUGCUCUCUCUCUCUCUCUGUGGAAAAUGCAUUGCAGAGUGACGGAGCCAAAGGCAUGCCUACCAUGCUUUUUGAUGGUCUGGUUUUCUAUGCUAGCUGAUGAAUGAAACUCUAGCGGUUGUAAAGUGGAAAAGUGGCAUUCUUAGAUGUACCCCCAAAUAUCCUAUCUUGAUGACCCGAAAAUUGUUUACUCAGGUUUCGUAGCAAUUACUGGAUGGUAUUUAACCACUUCUCAGCAAGCCAAAGGCCAAUUAAAAUGAUUUCAUAUGGAUUGAAUGGCGGGUUGAUCAUUGAUCAAGAGGAAGAUCUUUAGUUUCUAUUGUGUGCUUGAUUUAAUGAAUGGAGAAAUCCUGUAACUCUUCACCACAUCAAUUUGCAAUGUGGUAGACUUUGCCUUUUGUGAUAUUAAUUAUAUGUAGAGCAGAGGAAAUAGACCCUAGAUGAGUUGAAACUGCAAUCAAUUGGAAUAGAUGUUGCUUGGAAAAGAAAUUGAGGACUUGCGUGAUGAUGGGUUUGAGGGAUCAAAUGAUGAGCACCAUAUUUUCAGAGAGGUAUUCUUUGGUAAUGAUAUUGAUCGUGCUAGUAAGAGGUGUCUUGUUACUGGAGUAAUUAACUUUGAAUGCGAGUCCGGUAGAAACGUAGAUACAUCACUCUGUUCUAACAGCGAAAACUCAGUUGUAACAAGUCAUUCUUCCUCUAAAGAUAUACAUUUAGAGAAUGUUUAUAAUGUACCCAUGGAUUGUGGAGAAACUUCUGCACCAGGGUGUUCUCCUAACAGAUUCACUUUGGUUGAGAUGAAUGAUGCUGAUGUGAGUGUUAAGCGAAUGAGGUUUUCUGUUGAUGAACUGCCUAAUACCACACCUGGUUCAGGAAAGAUUUUGAGUUCCUCAGUGGUUCCAGAAGAAAUUGUUUCUGGCAUGUUGUGUCCAGCUAGAGACCCUGUUUGUGAAAAGGUGACCUUCCAUUUAGUUGAAUCAUCAAGUCGGGGUGUUACAUCUAGUUGCUAUCUGUUGAAGCAACAUGUGAAAAUGGACAGACCAGGCUUUUUGGAUGAACAAGAUGUUCUAAAGUGUAGAUUGCCGGGCUUGGAUGGGAAUGAUGGAAAAGAAGUAAUUGUAAGUAAAGCCAUCGCUUCACCUGCUUCCCAAGAGAGCUUUGCAACCAGGUUAUUGAUUGCAAGUCCUUCUAUUGCUGUUGCAGAGAGGUCUGGGUCUCCUCUACAAGCUGAGGAGAGACCAAGGCUAUUAGAAACUCAUAAAAUGGAUCUAUCUAAAAUGUCUCUGAAGACCGACCCUAUGAAAGAUCCUCGUCCUCUUCUCCAGUACCAUAUCAUUCACUUACUUGAGGCAGCGGGAUGGUGUAUUGAGAAGUAUAAAAGACCUAGUAGGAGUUAUAUGGAGUCAGUCUAUAUAACACCAAAGGGAAGGUCAAUUCGUGAAUUCCCUAAAGUUUGGAGGUUAUGUGGUGAAGUUUUAUUUGAAGAUGGGUAUAUUUUUCCGCAGAAGGACGAGGGUAAGGAAUGGUCUAAUUUUAGUCAGUUCUAUUCAGAUCUAUCUAAUACAUUAAUAAAUAUUGAGGAGAUGUAUCAUUCAGAAACUGCUAGCACAUUGGCUCAUUGUUGGAGGCUUUUAGAUCCAUUCGUGACUGCUGUGUUUAUUGAUAGAAAGAUUGGCACAUUGAGAAAGGGAGAGGUGGUUAAAGCAACUCGAAGUUUUGUUAUUGAUAAGAACAAGAAAAAUAAGGCUGUUUUGGCCUUGACAAACAGUGUCAAACGGAAGUUUCCUCUGAGACAUUCAUCUGCUGAACAUGCAUUGACAGAGUUUGAGGGUAACUACCAUGCCAGCAGUGAACAAGUCUCAAAACAUGGCGGACAGGAAAAUAAUGGGGCAGUGGAAUCUCUGACAGGUGUAUUUAAUUGUAAGGCUGACAAUAUGUGUUUGGUGGAUACUGUCAAUGGGAUGGGAAAUCAGUGUAGUGGAAUCUCUGGGAACAAGAUAAGCAGUUGUGGGUCGCAUAGCACAUUUUUUAAGUCGGGUAGUUGUGUCUAUGAUGUUCUUGUUAAUUCCAGAAAUUCCAACAGCAUGCUUGGAGGGUCUGAAGCUGUUUCCCCUCAUCAGGAUAGUAAUACAAAUUCACCAAGCUCUGAUAAACAGAGUUCUGACCAUAAUGUGAUAAUACCUAAGGAAGUUGCAGAAGAUGUAUCAAUGGACUCUUUGGAGAAGAAAGAUAAAUUGCAAGAAGGCAAAGUUAUCAAUAAGGUGGAAAGUCAUCUUCAGGGAUCAUUGGUUGACCAUCCAAACUGCACAAGUUAUGGUCUGGAUCAUUCUCAGGAUUCAGAGGCAGUUCAGCAGUUUGAAUGUGGUGAGCAAGAGGGUGGGCAGUACUCUGAAACUUCUAAGUUCAAAAUGGUUAAUAAAUUUUCUGCAGUGGAUGUUUUGAAACGGAAGUUCCGCAGGAAGUCUAGAAAGAUUUCAGAAAUCAAAUUGAGUACAUUAUACCGAAGUGACAUGCAAUGCACAACUUCUACUGAUAAGGCUGACUUGCCCGAUAUCAAAGCACAUGGAUAUUUGUCAGGUUUGAAAGAGGUCCAGGAGUACCUCAGUCCAAAUGCAAGAAAUCAAGGAAAUCACAAGAACUCCUUAUCUUUAAGCUCUACUCAGGAUCAAAUUGAGAAAAGAUGCUCAAGGUUGAAGAAAGUACAUCAUGAUCAUAAUGGUUCUAAAACUGGAAAAAAGAAAUCAAGUAGAUGCCAAAUUGACGAUGAUGACCUCUUGGUUUCAGCCUUUAUAAAAAACAAAGAUUUCAGCCCAAGUACUGCUCAACGUUCUAAAAUGAAAGCCUACAAAUCAAGAGCUCUGAGAAAGCUUAAAAGCCAACAGGGUCAUUGCAAGUUGCUUCCAAGAAGCCUGGGUAGUGGGGGGAAGCACUUUAAGGAUGGAAAAUGGUAUUCUGCAGGAGUAAGAACAGUGUUAUCAUGGUUGAUUGAUGCUGGAGUCAUAUCUCUGAAUGAUGUGAUCCAGUAUCGUAACCCCAAGGACGAUGGUGUUAUUAAAGAUGGUCUGGUUUCCAGGGAUGGCAUUAUUUGUAAGUGUUGCAGUAAGGUGCUUACAAUUUCUGAGUUCAAGAUCCAUGCAGGGUUCAAACUGAACCGGCCCUGCUUGAAUCUUUUCAUGGAGUCUGGCAAGCCCUUCACAUUAUGCCAUCUUCAAGCCUGGUCUGCCGAAUACAAGAUCAGAAAAAGUGGGAUCCGGCUGGUACAAGUUGAUCCGGACGAUCAAAAUGAUGAUUCAUGUGGGCUGUGUGGUGAUGGUGGCGAGUUGAUAUGCUGUGAUAACUGUCCCUCUACUUUUCAUCAGGCUUGUCUGUCUACACAGGAGCUGCCUGAAGGCAGCUGGUACUGCCCGAAUUGCACCUGUCGGAUAUGUGGGGAAUUGGUUAAUGAUAAAGAGGCUUCAAGUUCUUCUGAUGCAUUAAAAUGUUCACAGUGCGAGCAUAAAUAUCAUGAGGCAUGCAUGAAAAGAAAAGGUAGAUAUGAAGGAGCAGUAUCGGAUAUUUGGUUUUGUGGUGGAAGCUGUCAAGUGGUUUAUUCAGGUCUUCAGUCUCGUGUUGGGCUCAUCAAUCAUGUUGCUGAUGGUUUUUCAUGGAUGCUUCUUAGAUGCAUACAUGAUGAUCAGAAGGUGCAUUCUGCCCAGCGUUUUGCACUUAAGGCAGAAUGCAAUUCAAGAUUAGCUGUUGCUCUUUCUAUCAUGGAGGAAUGCUUUCUUUCCAUGGUGGAUCCAAGAACAGGGAUAGACAUGAUACCCCAUGUUUUGUACAAUUGGGGGUCAGAUUUUGCACGUCUAAAUUUUCAUGGAUUUUACUCAGUGGUCCUAGAGAAAGAUGAUGUGCUAAUUUCUGUAGCAUCCAUCAGGGUCCAUGGAACUACAGUUGCAGAGAUGCCUCUUAUUGCAACUUGCAGUCAAUACCGCCGCCAGGGAAUGUGUCGACGCCUUGUGACUGCUAUUGAAGAGAUGCUAGCAUCUUUCAAGGUGGAAAAGCUUGUGAUAUCUGCCAUUCCGAAUUUAGUGGACACAUGGACAGAGGGUUUUGGCUUCAUACCAUUGGAAGACAAUGAAAAGAAAAGUCUGAAUAAGAUCAACUUGAUGGUUUUUCCUGGAACAGUUUUGCUCAAAAAACCCUUGUGCGAAAAUCAAAAGGCAGAUGGACAUUCUGGACCAGGUGAUAAAUCGCCUUUACGAACAGAGGAAUCAACAAAAGUAGAUACUUGUUCCAAAGGAAAGCCCAUGGCAGAGUUCCUACAGCAAUCUGAUGGAAGUUCUGGCACUAACCAAGUUGGUGCUAAAUUGAUAAUCGAAAUAACCAAUGGAAAGAAUUUGCACGAAUUUGAAGCUGAUGGUAAAAUGGCAAUCGAUGAUGGUGAUACAGGACAAGUAGAUAUAUCGUCAAUAGGAAUGAAAGAAUCAGCUAAACUUGGUAUUCAUUCUGGAGGUGAGCCUAUGAUGGACUCUGUACAGCAGUCUGAGGGAAACUCUUGUGCUAACCUAGUUGGUGCUGAAACUAAAAUCAGACUUGUGGAAGGCAACAAUUUGCAGGAUUUAAAAGUUGGUGCUGAAACAGAGAUUGAGUCUGUACAGCAAUCUGAUGCAACCUGCUGCACUGUCAAAGUUGGUGUUGAAAUGGAGAAUAGAUUUGUCGAAGGCAACAGUUUGCAGGAAUUCAAAGUUGGUGCUGAAACAGAGAUUGAGUCUAUACAGCAAUCUGAUGCAACCUGGAACAGAUUUGUGGAAGGCAACAAUUUGGAGGAAUUAAAAGUUGGUGCUGAAACAGCAAUCGUGUCUGUACAGCAAUCUGAUGCAACCUGCUGCACUGUUGAAGUUGGUGCUGAAACGGAGAACAGACUUGUGGAAGGCGACAGUUUGCAGGAGUUAAAAGUUGGUGCUGAAACAGAGAUUGAGUCUGUACAGCAAUCUGAUGCAACCUGCUGCACCAUUGAAGUUGGUGCCGAAACGGAGUAUAGAAUUGUUGAAGGCAACAAUUUGCAGGAAUUAAAAGUUGGUGCCGAAAUGGGGAUCGAGUCUUUACAACAAUCUAAUGCAACCUGCUGCACUGUCGAAGUUGGUACUGAAACAGAGUACAGACUUGUUGAAGGCAACAAUUUACAGGAAUUAGAAGUUGGUGCUGAAAUGGGGAUCGUGUCUUUACAACAAUCUGAUGAAAUCUGCUUCGCAGUUGAAGUUGGUGCUGAAAUGGAAAUCAGACUUGUGGGUGGGAAUUUGGAGGAAUGUAAAGAUGGUGCUAAGAUGGGAAUCAUUCUGUCUGCAAAGAAGUCUAAUGCAAACUGUGGCACUAAUGAAGAUGGUGCUGAAUUGGACAACAGGAUAACAGAAGUCAAGAAUGGGCAACUAGGUGAAAACCAAGGAAGUAGUUUGCAGGACCAAUUUUCGAAGCUGUCCUGUGAAGAGUUGGUUCCAACAUUAGGGGAUAGCCAGCCUGAAAUGGUUUCUAGUAUUGAAUCUUCAGGUAUGUAUGAUGAAACACAAAUCUCGUUGGAUGAACAGCUACAGACAGCCCGUGAGUUGAAUGAUAAGCGGAAAUAAAUUAUAUAUUCAGAAAAAAUUAUGUUAUGGUCAGGGAACAAAUUAUUUUAGCUA